Laetiporus sulphureus 93-53 is the source of this 1011-nucleotide messenger RNA. RefSeq names its product terpenoid synthase. The record is from RefSeq and is a predicted model, not a curated record. The coding region runs from base 1 to 1011 and encodes 336 amino acids. The transcript is spliced from 4 exons. Lineage: Eukaryota; Fungi; Basidiomycota; Agaricomycetes; Polyporales; Laetiporaceae.
AUGUUUGACCGCGAGGAGAAGACUAUCCGGCUACCCGACCUCAUGAAGUCGAUCCCUUUCCCCAUCCGCUUAAACCCGUACACCCGGUUCGUGUCCGCUGACUCAGAUGCCUCUAUUUUGGAGUCGUCGAACCUCAAGAAGGAACAGAGGUCCAAGUUCAUUGGAUUAAAUUCCGGUCUCCUGUGUGGCAUGUGCUACUCAGAGUGCGGGUUUGAAGAGCUCAGAGCGUGCACGGACUUUAUGAGCUUCCUCUUCAAUCUUGAUGAUUGGAGCGAUGAAUUCGACACGGAAGGAACAAAGGGUUUGGAGGAGGCCGUGAUGAACACUCUGCGUUAUCCGGAGACCUUUCGCUCGGAUACUGUCGCUGCUCGGGUGACCAAAUCGUGGUGGAUGAAGAUGCUCGAGACUAUCGGUCCUAAUUCCAAGAAACGCUUCGUCGACACGAUGGACUUGUACUUCAAGGCCAUCACGCAGCAGGCUGCCGAUCGAGCGGCGAUGAGAGUUCCGGAGCUAGCGGCCUACAUUCACUUGCGUCGCAGAACUAGUGGAUGCAAGACCGGCUUCGUCCUCAUUGGGUACACUGCGCAUAUCGACCUUCCUGACGAGGUCUAUGAGCAUCCUCUCAUUCAAGGUCUAAUGGAUAUUACCAACGACAGCAUCAGCUGGUGUAAUGAUAUCUUCUCAUAUUAUCGCGAACGCUCACUCGGAGAUCCGCACAACCUCGUGUGUGUGCUAAUGAAGGCCUUUGAUCUGGAGCAACAAGCUGCCAUCGACUAUGCUGCAGAUAUGGUGAUCAAGACUAUCGAGCGUUUCCUUGCGAUCAAAGCAGAAUUGCCUUCUUGGGGUCCUGAAGUUGAUGCACUGGUAGAGGUGUAUGUGCAGGGUCUGGAAGACUGGAUUGGAGCCAAUGCAGAGUGGAGCUUUAUGACCGAGAGAUAUUUCGGGAAGGAUGCUCCUCGGGUCAGGAAGAGCUUGCAGAUCAAACUUUCUCCCGUUGUGUCGUUUAAAUAA